This is a messenger RNA of Megachile rotundata (alfalfa leafcutting bee), 1688 nucleotides long. RefSeq lists its product as uncharacterized. NCBI's taxonomy places the organism in Eukaryota, Metazoa, Arthropoda, Insecta, Hymenoptera, Megachilidae. The record is from RefSeq and is a predicted model, not a curated record. Gene Ontology annotation, biological process: DNA catabolic process. Gene Ontology annotation, cellular component: cytoplasm. Gene Ontology annotation, molecular function: nucleic acid binding; 3'-5'-DNA exonuclease activity.
AUUAAUUUUCAUAAAAAUAUCAUGUGUAUUUUUACUAGCUUCAAUAUUGAAUUGAAUAUGUAAUUCAAUGUAUAUUUCAUUGAAUUUCCUGUAAAAUUUUGUCUAUGUACUGAAGAAUACAGUUGCGAUUUAAAUGUAAUAACAUAUUUGGAAAAGAAGAAAAAUUGAUAUUCAUCAUACAAUAAUUGGUAUUCAUCGUAUAAAUCAUGUUUGGGAAAGUAACAUGUUUGAUAACAAAUAAUCUCAAGAUCCCAUCAACUGAUAAUUUCAAGGAACAGAAUUACAUUUGCUUGGUCAGUGCUAUUUUAUUACAGAAUUUUAAAAAUGAUAAAAACAUUUAUAUUCUUUGACCUGGAAACAACGGGCUUGAUAGGAGCUACUAUGCCAAAGAUUACUGAAAUGUCAUUAAUUGCAGUGUCAAAGAACGCUAUAUGUGAAACUAUGCACGAUUUGCCAAGAGUCCUACAUAAGCUAGUUUUGCCGAUACAUCCAAAUAUAAAAAUUUCAGAUAAAGUUAAUAAAUUAACAGGUUUAUCUAAUACAAGUUUACAAGAAGUUCAAAAUUUUAACUGUGAGGUAUAUGAUUUAAUUAUGCAUUUUAUAAAUCGACUAUCAAAACCAGUUUGUUUUGUAGCCUACAAUGGAAACAAGUUUGAUUACCCAAUAUUUUUAUCUGAACUUAACAAUGUUAAUAAGAAUUUCAGUGAAGAUAUUUUCAGCAUUGACAUGCUUGAGCUAGUAAGAAAUUAUUUUUCAACAAACAAUAAAAGUGUUACACGAAACACUCCUUCUAUGUCUAAUACUGAAGAUGUUAGUAGUUUGUUAAAUGAUGGCUGUGAUGAAAUGUUAUGUGAAGCAGCGGAUUCUAUUACAAGUUCAACCACUGAUGACCAUAACGAAAUUAAACAAGUAGAUGAAGAAAAUAAUUCUUGCUCUAGUAGUGGGCUUAACACUCCAAAACAUAGCUAUUAUAAAAAAAUGCAAGAGAUGAAUGAAAAGACACCUGAAAAUCAAAUUUUUAAACUACGAGAUGCAAAUAUAAAUUUGUACAAUGGAAAGAUAUGCUCUGCAAGAAGAAGAUUACCUUUUACACAUAAACUAGAUAAUUAUAAAUUAUCGACUGUUGCUAAACAUAUUUUAGGAACUGAUCCUGAAAAUGCUCAUACUGCAGAAGGGGAUUGUAUUACUAUGUUACGUUGUGCAGUUAAGUUAGGUGACGAUUUUGUUGAAUGGGCUGAAAAGAGAAUGACACCUUUCGUUAGAUAUGAGAGACAUUAACAGAUAUACAUCUGUAGCAUUUUUAUUCAUGUUUUCUCUAACAUAUUUAGAUUUUAACAUUAUACUUGUACAUUUUAUGGAAUAAGGUAAAUACUUGAAGCAUGUUAUUUUAUUUUACUUUCAAAAAGUACAUAUAUCAAAUCUGUGUAAAUAUGUACAAUUUUAUUGUUAUAAUGUUUAUAAUAAAUAUUUAUUAAAAAACUAUUGUGAUACUGUAGCUAUUAAGUAGGGUAGUUAAUCAUUGAUAUACAAAAAUUUAUAAAAUAUCAUUACAACACUACACAACUCCAACUCUGCUGCAAGUUUUCUGUAUCUUCUUCACUUGAAGAGCUGUAAGCAAACACAAUAUACUUAUUUGUUUCGUCAUAUUUUAUUAUCUCGCAUUUAAUACUUACUUGUCAAUAUUACUA